AUGAGGGAUUGUGACUGUGCACAGUAUUGGUGCAUAAUUCAUUAUUUGCACUGUUCUGUUUGCAGGAAUCCUGAGCGGUUUUCACGAAAUGAACUGUUUGAGUUCCAUGGCAUCUGGUUGAAUAAUUAUUACACAGACAACUGGGACAAUCUUCAGAAUUUCCAGGCAAAGCCAGAUGACAUAUUGAUAGCAAGCUUUCCCAAAUCAGGACAAAUCUGGAUGAGUUACAUAAUUGAUUUGCUGUGUUCUGGAAUACGUCAAGAAAACCUACCUUCCUCUCACAUAUUUAGAAAGAUUCCUCAUUUAGAGAUAAGCGUUCCACUGAAAGAUGGGACCGUCUACACCGGAGUCCAACAUGCAAACUCUUCGCUCACAUCUCCUCGACUCCUCAAGACUCACCUCCCUGUUCAGUUUGUGCCAAAGUCUUUUUGGGAGAAGAACUGCAAGAUUGUGUAUGUGGCUCGUAACCCGAAGGACGUGAUGGUUUCUUUUUACCACUUCGACCAGAUGAUCUUAUUCCACCCAGAGCCAGGAGAAUGGAGCAGCUUCUUCCAGAGAUUUCUAGAGGGCAAGACGAUGCAUGGAUCUUGGUACGACCACAUUAACAACUGGUGGAAGAAAAAAGAGACCUACUCCAACCUGCAUUUUGUCUUUUAUGAAGAUAUGGUGAAGGACACAAAACGAGAAAUUGAUCGACUUUGCAGCUUCCUUGGUUUAAUUCGUUCCUCUGAGGAAAAGGCCAUAAUCAAAGCCAAAGUGCAGUUUGAUGAAAUGAAAGAAAAUCCAACUGUCGGCUGUACAAUAAUUCAAGGACUUAAACUAGACAUAUUGAGAAAGGGAAAGGUUGGAGACUGGAAAAACUAUUUCACUGUGGCUCAAAAUGAGGAGUUUGAUGCUGAUUACAAGAAGAAAAUGGAAAACUCCACAGUUCAGUUUUCAACUGAAUUGGCCAAUGUUCCAGCAUAA
Boleophthalmus pectinirostris (great blue-spotted mudskipper) is the source of this 966-nucleotide messenger RNA. Its product is annotated as cytosolic sulfotransferase 1-like. The record is from RefSeq and is a predicted model, not a curated record. Gene Ontology annotation, cellular component: cytoplasm. The transcript has 8 exons. Gene Ontology annotation, biological process: sulfation. Lineage: Eukaryota; Metazoa; Chordata; Actinopteri; Gobiiformes; Gobiidae. Gene Ontology annotation, molecular function: sulfotransferase activity. The coding region runs from base 1 to 966 and encodes 321 amino acids.